Salvia miltiorrhiza (redroot sage) is the source of this 1859-nucleotide messenger RNA. Its product is annotated as F-box/LRR-repeat/kelch-repeat protein At2g27520-like. Gene Ontology annotation, molecular function: protein binding. Bases 210 to 1388 code for a protein of 392 amino acids. The record is from RefSeq and is a predicted model, not a curated record. The transcript is spliced from 3 exons. NCBI's taxonomy places the organism in Eukaryota, Viridiplantae, Streptophyta, Magnoliopsida, Lamiales, Lamiaceae.
AAAGUAAUCGAAGUACCUAUUUUUAUAUAUUAUCAUUCCAAAUGGAACACUCCAAACUUUUGUGAAUUGGGGAUUUUCAAUUGUAAUUCAUCUAUCAACAAUUGAAUUUAUUUUUUCUUCCCUUUUCUCCAUCUUGAAUCAUAGUUUCGUGAAUUUGCAGCUCAAGGAUUUUUGCUUUCCAAGAAUUUUUCUCUCAGAGCCCUCGAACAAUGGAUGCCGGCGCGAUUCUCCCCAGACGGCGCCUCAUAGGCGCAACGUGGAGGGAAGCCUUAGCCAGGAAGCAGAGCCGCCUCCUAGCUGAAUUUCUCUGGAGAAACUCUGCCCCGAUGAAGCCGGCGGAAGAAACGGCAUCGCAGGAUUCGGAAGCAGAGCUUCACAUUCAGACAACACUAUCCCCUGAUUUGCUCAACCAAAUUUUCAUGUUGCUCCCUGCUGAAUCCCUCUUCAGGCUGCAGUUUGUGUGCAAGCAAUGGUUCGGAUUGAUCAAUACCCCUACUUUCGUGACUAGCCACGCUCGGAAAUCGGAGACAGUUUUGUUAUCUCAACAUUUGGCCUUUUGGCCUAACGAAGGGAAGCCAAAGGCGUACUUCCAUUUCUUGAGUUUGGAUUGUUUGAGCAGUAGCUUUGUGGAGUCAAGUGUGCCCGAUCUGGCUAGCGUUCGAGCAAGCUACAACGGCUUGGUUCUUGCAUCUAAUGGGAGGAGGAAGAGAUUGGUGCUCAUGAAUCCCAUCACAGGGAAGCAUGUUGAGCUUCCAUUAGGUGUUUCGAGUCACCAUCUAUGUGAAUCAUUUGGUAUAGCAUUUUGUAGUGAGGCGAAAACGUAUAAAGUUGUGCACUUGUUUCGUGAGGUAUUAGGGGGUGUUGGCUGUGAGAUCUUGAGCGUUGAUACAAGGAAAUGGAUGAGAAUCAAGGGGCCUCAUGAAUCAAUACGGGUUAGGCAGAUGCCGGUGUCUGUGGGUGGAUCGUUGCACUGGCUGGCGUCUAAGCGGGAGCGUGAUUGCUUCGUCUCCAUGGAUGUGAGAGGUGAGAGGUUUGUCGCCAAGAAGCUGCCCGCGAAGAGGGAGUGGGGCGAUAGGCUGGUGGAGAUAGGAGGGAGUCUUGGAUUUGUGAGUCAUGCAGAGGUUAAUACAUUUCAAGUAUGGAUUAUGAAUGGGUUGGGGGAGUGUUGGAUGAAGAGAUGUAGCAUCAAUUUGAGUGGUUGUGUUCCGGUUUGUAGCCGGAGAGACGGGGAGGAGAUGGUGCUCGAGUCCGCUGGGGGUCGCUUGUGUGUUUACAACUUUGGUAGGGAUGAAACGAGGGUGGUGAAUGGUGGUGGUGAGCCAUGGUUUGGGAAGAAGAUAAACAGGCUUUAUAUUCCUCAUCGGAACACUCUUAAUUGUAUCAUGUGAGUUGGCUUGUUUGGUAGAGUUGGAGGGUCGAGGCGGCGCGGGGUUUGAGGAGGCGAAGGAGGCAGCGAUACAUGGCGGCGAGAGGAAGCGGUGGAUGACAAAGGUGGGAGGGGAGGAAGAGGAAGGAGAGAAUGAGGUACUGGUGGUGGUGAGAAAUAAGGUGGGGAGGCGACAGGUAGUAAAAAAAUCAAAUGAGAGAGAGAGUAAUGAAUUGAUUAAGAAUUUUAAUUAAGCUCGAAUUAUGCUCCAAAAGGAAAUCAUGCCAUGUUACUUGGGACGGUCCAAAAAGGAAUACAAAUCAUAAAUAAUGGGACAGAUGGAGUAAUAUAUUUAACUGAGAUGUUUUUUUUAUUAUAUGUCGAAUUAAUAUCAUGAUUGGUAGAAUGCAUAACAUUUGUAAAAUGUAGUAAUAUGUUAUUUGGUACGAUGUAUUAAGAUUAUAUCAAGUUAAUAAUAGUUAUAAUUAUGAUU